Molecule: messenger RNA, 8211 nt
Organism: Oreochromis aureus
Lineage: Eukaryota; Metazoa; Chordata; Actinopteri; Cichliformes; Cichlidae
Gene: slc1a9
Product: solute carrier family 1 member 9
Exons: 13
Coding region: 4439-6439 (666 amino acids)
Biological process (GO): L-glutamate transmembrane transport
Cellular component (GO): plasma membrane
Molecular function (GO): L-glutamate transmembrane transporter activity; glutamate:sodium symporter activity; neutral L-amino acid transmembrane transporter activity
Source: RefSeq, a predicted model, not a curated record
ACACAGUUGAGACUACUGAGUUUCUCGGUGAAAGCGCAAAGACGGGGCGAACUUUUUUCCCCCCUCAGGAUCCUUUAGUAGAAUAUGGAUAAGAGUUCUGGAGCAUUCGGCGACUAACAUCUGUGAAAGCAGAUGUAUGAAACAACCGCUCCUAAACAGACACGUAAAAGAGAAAACAGCAAUUAGCCCAAAAACAAAGUCACAUAUCUUUGCUAGCUUGGAAUUAACAAGCGUGGCCAUGAGAUGAUCUUAACCGUCACCCCUCCUGUUUUUGAUCCCCGCCUCACACUUCACAGGAAAACAGCCUAUAUGAAUGGCAGUAAUACGGGCACAGAUCCAAGUACGGUCUUCAGGGGAAAGUCAGCCAAGGCCCGUAGGAGUCACAAUGGAGGUCUAUAGAGGACGCACAGGCUGACAGACAGUUCAGCGGGUCCUCGGCGCAGAUAAGUCACCCCUAUACAGACCAGACGAGGGUUCAUUGCUAUUGACCUGCGAGAACAGCGCGUCCACUGAGCCUCCCCACCUUGAAUGGCCUUGUUGAAAAGGAGAGCCAUAAAUUGGCAGAUGAGCAGUGAGAGGAAUGGGGUGGGGGUCUACUCUGCCUCCCCUCUUCAUCCCACCUCCCACUCUCUCUUGCUCUCUCACAUGCUAUCUCUUUCUUUCCUUUACCAAGUAGUGGUUUCCAUCUCACCAAACCCCUUUCCCCCUGAAUGUUUAAAAAGAUGAAAGGAUAAGGAAAAGAAUGGAGACAAAAGAGCGCAGGCUUGUGUUACAACCCUGCCCCUGAGAGACUGCUCAUGAAAGAGUUCGGGGAUGGGAGAGAUAGGGACCUGGAGAGGAGACACAGAAAGAGAAGGGGGGGAUCGUGAAAAGAGGGUUUUCAGGCCGCUAAAACGGGUCACUCUUGUAUUGAGAGGCAGACUAAAGUGCAGUCUUCACUCUGAGUUGGAGACAUUUAACACUGUCAGGACCAUCAGAUGGAAGGCGGCGUUGAUAUACUUGUACUCACUGAGUGAUUGCACAAGCGCACAUGACUUCAUGUGCACACGCUUUGUUUGUCUUAUCCUCAUCCAGCGUACAGUAGAAGCAGAGAAUCUUCUGAGAAUUUUCGGGAUCGUCUUUGCCAAUCAAACACAAACACUUGCGCGCACAUACAUACACACUCCCUGGUGUCUCCUUUGCGGCAUUCCUACCCCUUGGCAUUUACUGUCAGUCGCUCGAAAUCCGUUCAACCCUCCCACCAUUCUCUCUAUCUCCUUCCCUGUCUGAACUUGCCCUGCGUGCACUUAGAUAUUUCCACCUCGGGGUGCAUCAAUGAGAGUUUGAGUGGUUGAGAGAAACAGAGCAAGAGAAAGUUGUUAGCUCGGUGUGGAUGGGAAUCACCUUCAGACAAAGCGAUGACUGAAAAGGCAGGGAUGCGUUUUUCUCGGGCUUUCGCGUGCAUAUUUAAGACAUGCAAAUGUAACUGUGACCGUUUCACAACCGAGGAGACCCAGAGGUUUAUCUCAGGCAUUCAUUCACAGAACAAGUUUUGCUUCAUACUACCACUCUAACACGUCACAUUAAAAGCUUUCCUUAAUCCUUAAGUCAUCAAAACCCUUUAAAGUUAAGCCACACUAUUUAGCAGGUAAAUUCAGUGCUGUACAGUGGUUUUCUGUUUUCAGCAAACAACAGUAUCAUGACUGAAACAGGUUUCCGGUCUUUUAUUAAAGCCCCGUAAAGAAAACAAACAAACAGAUUUCUUUUAUAGCACAGCGCUGCCUUGUACAGAGUCUCUCCCUUCAGAGGAGCAAUUGAAUUUGACUCCACACGUGAUCCACCUUUUGGAUCCCGACAUCUUCAACUGGUUCUCAUUUUGAAGUUUCCAGAUGUCACUCUUACUCCCUUCGGCCCCUGUGAUGAAUCUUUCCCACAGGCAGCGCCAUCAGACAUCAGCUUGUUGCUUCUGCACUGGACAUCCUCCUGCAUUUGAAACUCGGAUCCGAGCGAAAUUGGAAGGUAGCUAUUAUAGCAAUUAUUGCAAAUAGCUGAGCCGAGCUGACAGGGCGAGGCUCUCAGUCUGUCUGUCCACAACAGAGCCACCAAGUCAGGCCUCAAUUACACAUCCUCAGCCUCCCCAAGGUACCUGGUGUCAGUCCUCCAUCAUCUCCUCUUCCAUCUUCACUCACUUUGAUCCUUAUUUUAGUGUCUUCACCUGAUUUCCUGACAUUUUCAAUCCUUUUCCGUGUUUCUUCCAUCACUCGCCUCACACCCGCCGCAUUCCACCUCCUGCUCACCCCUAAAAAAACCCUCUCUAAUGAAAACUGCACUGCCAGUGCUACCACACACGUACACACUGAGGUAUAGCUGCAUGUGUUUCCAAUUUCAGGCGUAAUGCUCCGUUCUCCGCAAUCUGACCCAAUUAGCCAGAGCCUCCUGGAAAUGCCCCAGUCGCCAGACACGGUGGCAAAGAGGUAAAGGUCAAAGGUGAGGUCAUUCAUGGGGGAGUCAUUCAUGCAUCACCUCCUGCCUGCCUGCCUGUCUGUCUGUCUUUGACAUCCCUGUGCGCGCCACUUCAGCUGCUGUCCAGUUUCCCCGUGAACAUAUUUAGCACAGGUGUAGGUUUGAGCACAAAAAGCAAGCCAAGCCUGAAAUUGAAUUUCACAGCUUACUAAAGGUCAAAGAGGAUGACAGGGUCUGGAGCCAGACCACACAUAAACAUGCAAACAGCGCACAUGUACACCGAAGACAAGAAUGCACACACACACGCACGCGCCCAUACCGAUACACUGCCGCUCUGACAAACAAACAGCACAUGCGGCUACAAGUCUUUCCUGCAUGAAACUGAAAUUAGCGUAUGGAAUGUUCACCUUCGGGAAAACAGUUUGGGAGGGAGAGGGAAUAUGAGCAUCAAAGCUCCAAAGCCCUCAUUAGGAGAACGGGGUUUGGUAAUUCAGUUUAAUGCCUAAUUAGAAACAGGUUCAAAUGGGUGCAAAAUGCAGACUGGCGCUGUGUUGCAUUGCAUAGCAGUCUGCCUCGUUCCACGUCUCUCUCAGUUUGGAUUUUGUGUGAUGUGCGAUGUAGCUGGGUCAUUGUCAGUUUACGAAACGGUUUCACACAACGCAUGCACACACUCUGCACGUCUUGUUUACAUCGUCUGCAUCGCUGUUACCUCUCCCCUUACAGCACCUCUCUCUCUCCCGCGGAUCAGCUCUCAGUAACUCCUCCUCGUCUCCUUAUCUGUGCCUCCUCAGUGUCCUGUUACAGGACCCAGUCCACCUACAGAGGCUACACUUUCAUUCAGUCUGGAUCCCCUAGAUUAGACAUGCAGCCUAAAUAGUGAGUGAUCUAUUUACAGUUACAUCCUCCAUGACGCCGGCACAGUCCACAUCUUCCUCGGUUUCUCCCCUUUGCCCUCGCCGUUCCUCUCCAUCCCCUCACCUCCUCUUCCAUGUGCCCUUUUUUUUGCCAACGGGGGAAAAAAUGUUACACAUUGUAAACUUUACUCACUGUACAACACCCGUAGGAUUGAAUUUCAGUGGCAGACUUUGUGUUUGAACUGGUCUGGCAAUUAGUAGAGGAUAGACUUACGGCUCACCUACUGCACAAUGGAAACACCGGCCCAGUUGUACAAGCCCCUGUUCCCAUUCUGCCCCUCUCCAUCUGUCCUCCUGUGGGACUGUGUGUGAGCGGUGGGUGUGCAUGGAAGGGUAUGUUUGAAAUUCUUGUAGGUUGCACAGUUUCAUGUGUGCGAGUUUAAAUUUGUUGUUGCUGGCACCGGAUAAAAAACAUCAAACUCAGUAGAUGCCAAGACUUUAAGAAUACAGUACACAAUGCACUAACAUCUGGCUUAUAACUGUGAUGUUGUUAUGAGUAGAAACUAGUGUUUGUUAAUGUAUAAUUUGUGUAAUAAUCAAAGAUAUGCCCUUAUAAAGGUAGGAUAACAAAUACUCUACAUGAAAAGUGGAAACCUGUGAGGCAGAAAAAUUAAUCCAAUGCAAUUUGUCUAAAAAGCAAUUGAGGUUGACUCCAUCAGCGAGCCAGUUCUCACAGACGUCCACAUUAAGAUGUUCAGCUUUGAAGCAUUAAAAAACAGGUUUACAGUGUGUUGCAAACAAUGUUUGAUCUCUGGUUAUAGUUUCUCUCGUAAGGUAUAGAUUUAUGGAUGUGGCUGCUUUGAUUAACAUUGAUUAACCUUACCUGCACUAAUUCAGUUCCCUAAAUCGAACCACUCAAAUGUCUCUCUUUGGCUUUUAGACAUUUGUUAACAGAAUUAUCCUACAAAUGCUGUGCAGUAUAGCCUAUGUGAGAAGCUUGUGCUCCAGUUGUGAUGACGCAAGGACUGUGACUUCGCCUCCCAUCCCCUCUUCGUCUUCAUCAUCUCCACGUCCCUGCUCUGCGUGUCUCUCCCGAUGCCUCGCUCUUGUCGGAUGGGAAACAGCGACACACAGCAGACAGGAUGACAAACCAGCCGACAGCCAACCAGUCCAACGCAAACAAGGAGAAGGAGAAAGAAGAAAACCAGCGAGAUGACAACACGGAGAUUGCGUAUAAAGAUGCUGGCCAUUGUAGCCGCAACACACACAACCUGCUGCUGGGACUCACGGUUAUGGGCGUCGUCAUGGGAGCCGUUUUUGGGAUGAUGCUGCGGUACAUGCAGGUGACAGACAGCGCCGCUCUCACAAUGGUUUCCUUUCCUGGAGAAAUACUCAUGAGGAUGCUGAAGAUGCUCAUCCUGCCUCUUAUUAUCUCCAGCCUUAUCACAGGGCUUGCUGGUCUAGACGCGCGCUCCAGUGGAAGGAUGGGUAGCCGAGCCAUGGUGUACUACAUGUCCACCACUGUAAUCGCUGCCGUCCUCGGGGUCAUCCUAGUGUUAGGGAUCCACCCAGGGAACCCUAAACUGAGGGGAGGCAACUCAUCAUCCACCUCCACGAAAAACCAGGAAGUCAGCAGUCUGGACGCUUUCCUUGACCUGAUUCGAAACCUCUUCCCAGAAAACCUGGUGCAAGCCUGCUUCCAGCAGGUUCAGACGGUGCUGAAAAAGGUGCCGGUCGCAGCACCAAACCAAACUGAGCCCAUAUUAGUCAACAGAAAAAAACUGGAAUACAAAUGGGGCAUGAACGUCCUCGGUUUAAUUGGCUUCUUCAUCACCUUUGGGAUCUGCAUGGGCCGGAUGGGCGAGCGUGGGAAGGUCAUGUGUGACUUCUUCAACAUCCUCAAUGAAAUUAUCAUGACGAUGGUGUCCAUGAUCAUGUGGUACUCUCCUGUCGGCAUCGCCUCUCUGAUUGCAGGAAAGAUCGCAGCUAUCGGGGACCUGGAGGUGGUAGCCAGGCAGCUGGGCAUGUACAUGGUGACUGUCAUUGUGGGUCUGGUGAUCCACGGGGGCUUGAUCCUACCCGCUAUAUUCUUUGCAAUCACCAGAAAAAGCCCCUUUGCUUUCUACUCUGGGAUCUUCCAGGCGUGGAUCACAGCCUUGGGCACUGCUAGCAGCGCGGGGACGUUGCCGGUCACCUUCCGCUGCCUUGAGGAAAAUCUGAAGAUUGACAAGCGUGUGACUCGCUUCGUGCUGCCCAUAGGUGCCACCAUUAACAUGGACGGCACCGCCUUGUAUGAAGCCGUGGCCGCCAUCUUUAUUGCCCAAAUGAAUGACAUCACCCUGGACGGUGGGCAGAUCAUCACUGUCAGUAUGACCGCCACACUGGCCAGUGUUGGAGCCGCCAGUAUUCCUAGCGCUGGACUGGUAACCAUGCUACUGAUCCUGACAGCUGUCGGCCUGCCUACCCAGGACAUCAGCCUGCUGAUCGCUGUCGACUGGCUGCUUGACCGAAUGCGUACCUCCAUCAAUGUUGUUGGCGACUCGUUCGGUGCCGGGAUUGUGGAUCACUUGUCAAAGACGGAGCUCACCGAACUUGAUGCAGCCGAAAUGCAAACGCUCCCGCAAGAGGAAGAGCUCGAUUUCGUCCCUCCGCCGCCAAUCCUCACGGAGAUGGACAUGGUCGACCCUCUCAAACCGCCCGAGCUGCCUCCUCGUUCCCCUCGCCCACCCAAACAAAACCACCACAGUCACAUACUCUCCCAAUCCCACUCCAUCACUUACUCGCCAUCCCGUUCUAUCCGGUCUCCGUCACCACGCUCCAUCAGUUCUCCCUCUCCGCGUUCUGUCUGUUCCCACUCUCCCAGGCCUUUCCGUACUCAUUCCCCACGCCUCCUGCGCAGGACAGAGCCGGGAUAUUGUGUCCUGCCCAGCCAUGACAAUCAGAUUCCCACACUGCCGCGCUCCUACAGAGAGAGAGAGAGGGAGCGAGAGAGAGACAGGGAGCGGGAGCGACUGAGGCGAGAGAGUGAAACUGAGGAGGAAGAGGAGAGGGAGAGGGUUCUGGGCGAAGUAAGCGACGGCGAGGAGAGCGAUGACACCGCUUAUGAUCGAAGGCACGCCAUCCCACCGUGCGACCUGCCGUGAUCAGAUUUCACCACCAGCGUGUUUCACAGUCGAUUUGUUUCCACUUUUACGACAGGUUUUAACCACUUUCAGCUUCGCUCUUCAGUGGAGGUACAGAGUGGGUUUCUAGCUGGUUGCAUUGCUAAUUUUUCAAUGCACGGAUCUUAAAAUGUCAGGAUGGCAAUGUAGUAAUAUUCCCAAGAAGGGCCCUUCAAACCAGGCCUGAGACUUUUGCUCUGUGGUUGGAUGAUGAAAGAGUUUCUUUUCCUCCUUAUCUUAUCCACUCCAGUCUUGAUUUAUAAUUUUUCUUCUGAAAUCCACCCAAAUCUAAAAUGUUCCCAAACACAUAAACGUCCAAGAUUUCGACUGAUGCCAGAGAAUGUGAGUCUGCUCUUGAUGAAAAAAGUCUGCUGGUGUUCUUACCAGCCUUGUAACGCACAAACAGGAAUUCGUUUUGCUCAGAUUCCCUUUGCUUCCCUUUAAGGAAGUUUUAAAAAAUGUAGUUUUAAAAGAAAAGUUUGACAUUUUGAGGACAUUUGCAGUGAUGAAAAAUUGUAUUCACAGUUAAAGACUAAUAUCAUUAACUGUAAAUAUAUGUAGAACUUCAGGUAUUUUUCAGUGGAAAACGGCUGGCCUGGUUCUCUUUCAAGGUCAUAAAAACAUUUACUAGCACCUUUAAGUUUAAGUUUAAAAACUGAAUUUAAAAUGUGGACUUUUGCUGGAUAUUUAUUUUUUCACUUAAGUGACAGUUUGAUCCUUUCAAAGCCUUGCAUUGCAGGUGGUCACCAGUACUGGUGGAUUUACUGGUGGAGAUAACCAAGAUAGCUGAUUCCUACUAGUGUUUUGGCUGAGAAAACUAGCAGGUAAACUGUAGCUUUAUAUUUAGUAUACUGAUAGAAAGUACUCGUUUUAAUUUUGCUUUAUCAAUAUAGUUCCGUACGUUUGAGACCCUAGGGUACUGGAGUGAAAACCUCCAGAAUCAGAUGAUCCCCUAUGAGCAAGCAGCAGGUGACAGUGGGAAGGAAAAACUCUCUUUUGACAGGAAGAAACCUCCAGCAGAGCCAGACUUGGGGAGGAAAGCCAUCUGCCGUGGCUGGCUGGGAGGCUAGGGAAAAGGAAAAGGAUACAAAGGAGUAAAACGAGGUGCUCAUUGCAGUCUGAGCCUAUUGCAGCUUAACUAACGGAUGCUCCAGGGUCACCUGAUCCAGCCGUAGCCUUGUCGGAAAUGAAAGUAGAGUUUUUCACAUGUGAACUGACUGCAGCUAUGACUAAAGCAGAUUUCUUCCUGUUAUGUGCUACACGCGAAAACUCAUCAUGUGCAAUGAGUUUGUGCGUGAAAGCCGCAAGACAAAUAGAUCUCCCUAUUUAAGACAGCAAAUAUCUUUCAAAAUGUUGAACUAGUCCUUUAAAACUACCAACUGAUACUUUACAUCUGGCAGACAGUAUUUUAUACAGUUCUCUAGCUUCUUUUAGCUCUUUACAUGUUUAUCCUCAGUGCUCUUUUACCUCAUUCCCUCCGACAUCAGUCACCGUUGAUGUUAAUAUUGUCUAUAUUAUCUAGGGUUUGUAUUUGCUUUGUUGUGGUCUGGUGUGUGAAAUGAUGAAUUUUAGGCCAGAAGCUGUUUCAAUUUUGUCGUUCGUUUAAAUUUACUUGUUAUUUUACUCUUACUUAUUAUUUAAAUUUGUUAAUUGCUGUAAAAUAUCAUCUUCUGUCCCACUGAACUGCCUUUCAUUUCAAAUUGAACUUCAUGAACUGCCUCCCUACAUCUUUGAGUCUCAAUGCAGAGUCACAG